GACCAUUUAAGGGAAUGGACAAGCACUUUCCAAAGAAAUCCGCUCGUUUUCGAUCGAUAUCUGAGACCAAUCCAGUUUUCACAGUGGAAGCAGAGAUAGACAAAGUCAAAGAUUCUGGUGAUUUAUCCCCACCGACUGAAAUCGACACAAACUAUUUACACCCUAAUGCCAACUCAGAUCAAUCUGAGACUGACAGCGGAUACGAGAGUUGUUUGUCCUCGAGAAAUGCUUCCGCUACCUGUAGUCUUCCGCAGUCCAGUGUUUCCAGGGCCGACUCACUCAAAUCCAGCCCCAAACCAACCGGUGGGCGAAGAAUAUCAAAAAAUUCUGAGGACCUGUCUGAACUUUUGCCCGGAAGUCCUGACUUUCUCAGAGCCGGAAGUCCAGAAAAUCUCAGAAAAGGGGUUAUCAGAAGAUGUCCUACAGAUGUUUGCUACUCACCCGCCCUUUGUGAGAAAUUUAAACGAGGACCCUCUCUGGGCUUCAGACAUAGUUUUCAGAGAGAACGGAGUUAUUCUUCAUGCUCCAGUGCAAGCGGUACCGACGGGGUCAAUAUUAGUCUCCAUAACAUCAUUGGCAAAAAAGGAACCGGAAAAGGACAGUUCCGGAAUGCUACCUCUCUUUCGCAUGUCAGUUCCGGAUCUAUCAUAGUAACAGAUAUCAUAAACUGUAGGGUAACACUAUUUCACAUGAGUGGACGUGUUGUUAAUGAAAUCAGCACUGGGCCUGGUUCCGAACCUUGGUCAACCGCUGUGUUACCAAAUGGUAACUUUGUUGUAUCCUUGCAAAAACCAGGUUCUCUAGCGAUAUUUGAUGCGAAGGGAGAAUAUAUUAAAGACAUCGCCGGCCACCUGCUGGUGAAACCAUCUGGGGUAGCAACCGAUAGAAAGGGUAGAAUAGUUGUCAGCGACGUCAACACUGACUCUGUUUACAUACUUGAUGAAGACGGCGAAGUUUUGAAAGGCUUGGGACAGGAACCGGAUGUGCCCCUGUCUUUUGAAGAACCUCGAUAUGUUGAGGUCACGUGUAAUGAUAAGAUUCUAGUCUGUGAUUCUGGCAAGCACUGCGUAAAUGUGUUUGACUCCGAUGGAAACUUUCUUCACAAAUUCGGAUCUUAUGGACAAGAUUCGGGGCAAUUUCGCUUCCCCUAUGGAAUCACGUCAGAUUUUGAGGAGAAUAUAUACGUAGCAGAUCACUACAACAAUCGAGUAUCGAUGUUCUCAAUUUCCGGGGAAUUCCUCUGCCAUAUUUUAACGCCUUGUAUGAAACUUAAGCGGCCUCAGGGCCUUGAUAUGUGGGAUGGAAUGGCAGAGUCGGUCCUGUUUGUGACCCACGGAGAAAUGAAGGCACAGGAAGUCGUGGCCUUCAAAAUCAUAAUGGGUUCAAAAAAUAGAUUCAAGAAAUCAAUGGAGGUUUAUAUCUGACAUGUUCUAGUUGACUUUGUAAGAAGGAGGUUAGAAGCAAAA
Molecule: messenger RNA, 1466 nt
Organism: Saccostrea echinata
Lineage: Eukaryota; Metazoa; Mollusca; Bivalvia; Ostreida; Ostreidae
Product: tripartite motif-containing protein 3-like
Exons: 5
Coding region: 15-1424 (469 amino acids)
Biological process (GO): protein polyubiquitination; proteasome-mediated ubiquitin-dependent protein catabolic process; negative regulation of translation
Molecular function (GO): ubiquitin protein ligase activity; translation repressor activity; protein binding
Source: RefSeq, a predicted model, not a curated record